Molecule: messenger RNA, 4899 nt
Organism: Lagopus muta (rock ptarmigan)
Lineage: Eukaryota; Metazoa; Chordata; Aves; Galliformes; Phasianidae
Gene: PPP4R3A
Product: protein phosphatase 4 regulatory subunit 3A
Exons: 15
Coding region: 124-2589 (821 amino acids)
Biological process (GO): DNA damage response; protein dephosphorylation
Cellular component (GO): protein phosphatase 4 complex; nucleoplasm
Molecular function (GO): protein phosphatase activator activity
Source: RefSeq, a predicted model, not a curated record
GCGCGGCCGCGUGGGGCUGCCGCCCUCCUUCCCGCCGCCCCGCGAGGGGGCCCGGCCCCCGGCCGCCCGCACGCUCCAUCGGCUUUUGCGAAGCGGCGCGGUGGCCGCGGUGCCGGCGGCACGAUGACUGACACCCGGCGCAGGGUGAAGGUUUACACGCUGAACGAGGACCGGCAGUGGGACGACCGAGGCACGGGGCAUGUGUCCUCCUGCUACGUGGAGCGGCUGAAGGGCAUGUCCCUGCUAGUCAGGGCGGAGAGCGAUGGUUCUCUUCUUUUGGAGUCCAAAAUUAACCCGAAUACAGCGUACCAGAAGCAACAGGAUACCUUGAUUGUGUGGUCUGAAGCUGAAAACUAUGAUUUGGCACUUAGCUUUCAAGAAAAAGCAGGCUGUGAUGAAAUAUGGGAAAAAAUAUGUCAGGUUCAAGGCAAAGACCCCUCUGUCGAUAUUACUCAGGACCUUGUGGAUGAGUCUGAGGAAGAACGUUUUGAUGAUAUGUCAUCACCAGGUCUUGAAUUGCCAUCUUGUGAAUUGAGUCGACUAGAAGAAAUUGCGGAACUUGUGGCGUCUUCACUGCCUUCGCCGUUACGCCGUGAGAAACUUGCGCUAGCACUGGAAAAUGAGGGCUAUAUUAAGAAGCUCUUAGAAAUUUUUCAUGUGUGCGAAGACUUGGAGAACAUUGAAGGACUACACCACUUAUAUGAAAUUAUCAAGGGAAUCUUCCUUUUGAACAGAACUGCACUUUUUGAAGUCAUGUUUUCCGAGGAAUGUAUAAUGGACGUAAUUGGAUGCCUAGAAUACGAUCCGUCGUUAUCACAGUCACGGAAACACAGGGAAUUUCUGACUAAAACAGCGAAAUUUAAAGAGGUGAUUCCUAUAUCUGAUCCAGAGUUGAAGCAAAAAAUACAUCAGACGUACAGAGUACAGUAUAUUCAAGAUAUGGUCCUACCCACUCCCUCAGUUUUUGAGGAAAAUAUGCUAUCAACACUUCAUUCUUUCAUCUUUUUUAAUAAAGUGGAAAUAGUUGGUAUGUUACAGGAAGAUGAAAAAUUUCUGACAGACUUGUUUGCACAACUAACAGAUGAAGCCACAGAUGAGGAGAAAAGACAGGAAUUGGUAAAUUUUCUGAAAGAGUUUUGUGCAUUCUCUCAAACACUGCAACCCCAAAACAGAGAUGCAUUUUUCAAAACCUUAUCAAAUAUGGGCAUACUGCCGGCACUAGAAGUCAUACUGGGUAUGGAUGAUGCACAAGUACGAAGUGCAGCCACAGAUAUAUUCUCAUAUUUAGUUGAAUACAACCCAUCCAUGGUACGAGAGUUUGUCAUGCAGGAAGCUCAGCAGAAUGAUGAUGAUAUACUACUCAUUAACCUCAUAAUAGAACACAUGAUUUGUGACACAGAUCCAGAACUUGGAGGUGCAGUGCUACUAAUGGGUUUGCUUCGUACCUUAGUUGAUCCAGAAAAUAUGCUUGCCACUGCCAAUAAAACAGAAAAGACAGAGUUCUUGGGUUUCUUCUACAAGCACUGUAUGCAUGUUCUGACAGCCCCCUUAUUGGCCAAUACUACAGAGGACAAGCCUAGCAAAGAUGAUUUUCAGACAGCCCAACUCUUGGCAUUAAUACUGGAAUUGCUAACUUUUUGCGUAGAACAUCAUACUUACCACAUAAAGAACUACAUCAUCAACAAAGAUAUCCUGCGAAGGGUGCUUGUUCUCAUGGCCUCAAAGCAUGCUUUCUUGGCUUUGUGUGCCCUUCGUUUCAAGAGAAAAAUAAUUGGACUAAAGGAUGAAUUCUACAACCGCUACAUAAUGAAAAGUUUUUUGUUUGAACCUGUGGUCAAAGCAUUUCUGAAUAAUGGUUCCCGCUACAAUUUGAUGAACUCUGCCAUAAUAGAGAUGUUUGAGUUCAUCAGAGUGGAAGAUAUAAAAUCUUUAACGGCACACGUGAUUGAAAAUUAUUGGAAAGCGCUGGAAGAUGUAGAUUAUGUGCAGACAUUCAAAGGACUGAAACUACGAUUUGAGCAGCAAAGGGAAAGACAAGAUAAUCCAAAACUUGAUAGCAUGCGCUCCAUUUUGAGAAACCACAGAUACAGGAGGGAUGCAAGAACCCUGGAGGAUGAGGAGGAAAUGUGGUUUAAUACUGAUGAAGAUGAUAUGGAAGAUGGAGAGGCAGUGGUGCCCCCUUCUGACAAAACUAAAAAUGACGAAGAUAUUAUGGACCCUAUAAGUAAAUUCAUGGAGAGGAAAAAAUUAAAAGAGAGCGAAGAAAAGGAAGUUCUUCUGAAAACCAACCUUUCAGGUCGUCAGAGCCCAAGUUUCAAGCUUUCCUUUUCCAGCGGGACAAAAUCUAACCUUACCAGUCAGUCAUCUGCAAGUAAUCUGCCUGGAUCCCCAGGUUCUCCCGGAUCUCCAGGAUCCCCUGGGUCUCCAGGGUCUGUUUCUAAAAGCACAUCUCAGAUGGCAGCUAUUACAACUAAGGGAGGCCUCGUUGGGCUUGUAGACUAUCCUGAUGAUGAUGAAGAGGAUGAUGAAGAUGAAGAUAAGGAGGAAACUUUACCUUUGUCAAAGAAAGCAAAGCUUGAGUCAUCAUAAUGGCAACUGCUGAAGAACGUUACCAUUUGGGGGAAGGAUAUUUUUUCCAUUAGAAAACAAACCCACAACAAAGCAGCAAUCUUUUGUGAAUUACUGUGUGUAACACAGACCAACCUAUACAAAUGGAUUUCUGCCAAUCAAGUGCCAAUUGAAAGGAGCAGAAGAAGGGGAAAUACUUCGUUUAGGGGAAAGACUUACGCCUUUGAGCUCUCCAGCUUGGACCACGUGUUGCCCUUUUCUCAGGGAAGGAAAUGGAAAACAAAAACAAAAAAGCCAACAGGGCAGGAGUUUUGUUAGUGGAACUCUGGAUUGGCUGGUCAGUUGCUACAAUCAGAAUAUGCUUUCUUGGACCAUACAUGAGACUUCUGAAGAAAAGGCGGUUUUUGCCAUAAUUCUUCGCUAGUUAAGAAUGCCAGCAGUUUCUUUGUAUAAAAGAGACCUGCCUUUGAAAAUCGUACAUUCUGAACAUUUUAGUCAAGCUACAACAGGUUUUAAAAACCUCUGUGGGGGAGGGCCGAAUAGAAAGUUUCCUCUUUUUUUUUUUUUUUUUUUUUUUAAUCUGUUCCCUUUGCCCUUUAAACUGCAGAUUUUUUUUUUUUUUUUUUUUUUUUUUUUUUUUGAGGUGGGGGAUUUGUUUGUCCCUUUCUGAUUAAAGAUUGAGUGGAAUUCUAGAUGUGGUCACUUUUGUGUCAUAAUUUUUUUGACCCCCUGAGUGUAUGCUUAGUUGUUGAGUAUAUAUUUGGGACCAUUAAAAUUUUUUGAUGUAAUAUAAUCUCACUGUUGUGCUGGUACCUGUUUCACCCUGUGUAAUUUUGUUCUGCAUCACAUGUGUUUAGGAUUUUAUGAAAGGUGGUAUAGUUUUUAUUGGAAAAAAAAAAUCCUUAAUCUUAUCACAGUGUGCAUAAAAGCAAUACUAUUUUGUGACUAAAUAUUUUAUAUUAAAUUUUACAUCAGCAACUGUCUUGCAAAAAAAAAUCAGGGAAAAUAGGAUGGAGUAAAAAAAUAGAUAACUAUAAACAUGAAAUUAGUAUUCCAAAGAGACUGAAAUUUCUUAACAGUGAUGGUAGACUAACUCAUCAAAAUGGAAAAUGGAUGAUUUAGGAAUACCAGUUUAAUGACUUAUUUGACUUAACAAAAAUAAAAAAAAAAAGAAGAAUUAAAGCUGAAGGAAAAUGGCAUUAGUGGUUUUUUUUUUUCUUUUUUUCUAGUCUUUUGACUUCCUUUGGAAUAACAGUUUUAGUGAAUCAAAGAUGGUUGCAAAAUAAAUGUUUUACAAGGAUACCAUCUUUUGAAAUUUAUUCUAAUACUCGAUUAAAAUACAGCAAUUAAUCUUUGGAUCUAACUCAGUGACUACAUUUUUUCCCCUUAUUCCAAAAUCUAAAUUAUAUUAAUUAGUAAUUGAAGCUAAGUGUUUGUGCUUAUCGUUUUUACAGAUGGCUUUGAUUGGAUGGCAGUGCUUCCAUAAAUGAGAGCUUAUUCAGUUCCCCAGCAAACAAGAGAACCCUUCUUAUAUAUUUUCAAGCAUUGAUUUACUUCUCAACAAUCAAAGCACCAAUGUUGCAAAAAUCAGGAUGUUACAGGCAUUAAUGUAUCAGGUACCAAUAGAAGUAAGAGAAACUGAAGUCCAAAGCUGGAUAAUAGUUGACAACACUCAAAAUCUCAGGUUAGCAAUUUGUUCUUGUAAAAAGAGUCUGUGCUAACUACAAAUGCCAAACGUUUUCUGCUGAAACAUUAUUAAUGCAUGUUAGUAAUUUCAGAUUUAAAUGAAAGUAUGCAUCAGGGAAAAAUAAUUAGCCAUCUUUUCCUCAGAAGGUUCGUAUUAAAUCACACCCAAAGGUCAAGUUUUUGCAAUGAGUUUGGAAUGUGUCAGGGCAGUUCUCAGCAAAAUAGGUCACUACAAGACAAGUACAAUCUGCUGCAAUAUAAGGGUGCCUAUGAUAUCUUAAUAACCUGUCUGAAGCAUCAUUUUUGCAACUUUGGUGUCAGAGCAGAAAGGGAAAUCUGUAAUUUGCAGGUUUUUCUAAUUAGUCUGAAUUUUAAUCCUUCCCAAUUUGUUAGACUUCACUUGAGCAUUCUGCUCCACAUUUUUGUCCAUCUUCACGUCUCUUCUAGGCCCAGGAAGUCAUUCUUAUGAGUAGUAGUGAUUUUGCUGAUUUUUUUUUUUAAUGUUCCUUCAGUUUUUCAGUGCUUCAUCUCGUGUUGUAUGAUGCCACAUCUCUUAAUAUAUAAGGCACUUUCAUAGUAUGGAUAGGGAUGUUGGAUUUUGGACUUCAGUCACUUCAUUUAGUAGAAGUACUGUCGGUAAAUUAC